GUACAUACUACAUGAUGAUGUAGCCCUUCUGAAUGCCUGGCUGCAGCAAAUUCACGACUUCCCGACAGCAAGCACUUCAACAGGGCAUGGCGUCCACUUCGUCUUUCUUGCAGCCUUGCUCAUUGCCCCAGGUCUUUGGCUCCCAUCCUGCGACGCGGUCCUCUUCGAUCAGAGUGCCCUUGGUUGUCAGCGCUUUUGCGCCAUUUGACCAAUCCCCAAUAACGCCCCGAAACUUUCGGACUACUGAAAAAGCUCGUCACACAUUCUCAAGCAGGAAAGCGUAUAACUGCAGCAAACCAUUUUUUCUUCUUGGGAAAGUCGCACUGGCAUCGAGUUUUGUCAAGAUUGCAAGACUCUGCUCAAACAAAAGCUCAAAGCAUUUUCUCAGGGGGUUGGCAGGUAGCGCAGCAAGCUUGCAAAUGUCCAUUGAUGUGGCGCAGUAUGACAAGGAGCGAUUAGAACUGGACCAGCAGGCUCGAGAUGAAAUGCAGGCGCAAGCGGCUCUCGCGUCCAGCAGUGAAGACGAAAAGCCGGGCGCCUGGAAGUGGGCCAUCCGGAAGAGCAUAUGGGACAGAAUGGAGAGCGAGAACAUUGCCGCCAACCCUCGGCCAGUGCACCACCGCAUCCCAAACUUCGUCGGGGCGGACAAGGCGGCAGAUCAGCUGGCCACCCUUCCCGAAUAUGUCUCCGCAAAGUGCGUCAAAGUGAACCCGGACACGCCCCAGAAGCGUGUGCGCUACCUUACCUUGACAGAUGGCAAGCUGCUCCUCACUCCGCAGCCCCGUUUGCGCACGGGCUUCUUCUCCAGCCUAGUUCUUUCCAGCAUCCCAGAGGGCGACAUCAACACGGCGUGCACCAGUGCUGGGGUCGCCAAGUACGGGACGCCGCUCGAUUUGGACGACAAGGUUAAAGUUGAUUUGUUGGUCAUCGGCUCAGUCGCGGUGGAUCCCAAGACCGGUGCGCGGCUGGGGAAGGGAGAGGGUUUCGCCGAGUUGGAGUACGGAAUGCUCCGCUGGAUGGGAGCCAUCGAUGACGACACCCUGGUCGUCAGUUCGGUCCACGACUGUCAGCUGGUGGACAACAUCCCUGUGGAGAAGCUGCUCAUCCAUGACGUCCCGGUUGACGUCAUCUGCACCCCGAGCCGCAUCAUACGUGUUCCGCCGAGCAUACCCAAGCCGCAAGGCAUCUACUGGGACCGCCUUUCUCCUCAAAAGCUAGCCCAAGGCGUUCAAGCGACGUCCGGGAAAACGGUACCACAGCUUGCGACUUCUCGCGACGCUUCUUGUGCGGUCAGCUCCGCUUUGCGCCCGAUCAACCACCUUGAAAACCUUGGAAGGAGCCUGCGCGACAGCUUACGUAGAGAGGGAUGUCUCAAGGAGUCGAUCAUAUAGGUCCGAAUUUGCAGUGGACCGACUAAUUAGGACUAGGCCUGAGCACUUGCAUGCAGUGGGCGAAAGGUUACGAACCUAGUUAACGUACGGUAUGUAGGAUGCGCUUGCACUUGAAAGGCUGCACUUAGCAUCGUAAUAUGCGGUGUCAAGGGUAGAGUUCUCUGGGGUCUGAAGCCUGUACAACCUGCCUGAAGGUCCUCCUUUAGCAAACGGUUACAAUCUUGACUGAACCUUUUUGUGCGCCUUGAGGACUGGUGCAACGUUCA
Messenger RNA from Klebsormidium nitens, 1657 nucleotides. Lineage: Eukaryota; Viridiplantae; Streptophyta; Klebsormidiophyceae; Klebsormidiales; Klebsormidiaceae. The record is from the annotation of a GenBank genome assembly.